AUAUUGCACAGACUUUGGAAGACGUAAUACAGGAUCCAUCAGACUCGAAGGAUAUGGAGACCAGUAUUUCACUCCAGACCAAUGAUACAGUCGAGCUAGCGAUGGUUGCGACUACAGAUGUUAUUUCAACUACCUGUAAAGAUCCGGAAAGCGUGGAAAUGUGUGAUGCUCAAGUACCAGAUAUCGAACAGCCAGCAAUGGAAAGUGGCAUAGAAGGAGAAAUUAAAGUCGUCGAAGCAUCAAACAUGCCGGCCUCGGAAAACCUGCAUGAGCAUUGUACGAUGCAGGAAUCAAUCGAACCGAUGGAGACAGACGAUGCGCAAAACAGCGCUCAUGCCAAAUGUAGUAAUCCAGUAUGCGACAGCAUGUCACGAGAAAUGUUGCUGGCUCCAUUGUUUGCAUUGAACGUCUACGAAAUUCGAAGGAAGAAAAAGCCGAUGUUCAUGUGCAGACCAUGUUUCGACGUGGCUAUUCACCAAUUUGAGAUCCAGGCAAGUUUACUGGCCGAUGGGCGGCCGUUGUACUCAAUAGACGUGCCCCGUCUCAAUGAGCUGGUGGAAAUUUGUGACAGCAGCGAUGAAGAAACUGAAUCGCAGUCGGAUGGUGAACAAAAUGGCACGGCAUUACCGGCGGAUAUUGUAGCACUAGUUGAGGCAGAACUAGCGGAUGUUUUACAGUCGUCAUUCAAAAAAUACAAUUUGGAGCAGCAAAUCGAAUGGUCCUUGGCAAUGAAUAACAAGAAGCUUUGUCGCCUAGAAGAAGAGUUUCAGAAAUUUUCUUCAGAAGCAGCAGCUUUACGUAAAGGUUUUGAUACGAUUCAAAAUACAAUGACCGCCUGUGUCAAUAUUGUUGAAACCAAGUUGCCAGAAAUUAACAUCGUCGAUGUAGAUCAAUUUUCCAAGCUACACAUAUCGACCCAUGGUCACAAACCUGGAACCACAGGUGAAGUGGAGAGGAAACCAAUUCAAGUCAACAAUAUCUACUUCGGUCUCCAGGGCUCGCUAAUGGGCAGCUGGAUGGAAUGUAAGGUCGUCCAGGAAGUGUUGGAUGUAACGACGAACGAGAAGAAGGGAUACCUGGUGCAGUUUCUAAAGGGAGAAGGAACACGGGUGGUACUCAGCGCAAAACAGCUGGCCUACAGCACCUCAACAAGUAUUAAAAUACCCCAGGGUAAUAGGAUCAUCGCGAAAACUUGCCGAAGGGAGGAGGAUUUAGACGUAGAGCAUGAUGAAACCGCCUUCUACGCGGGUUUUGUAGCGGAAUCGCUCCAUCAGUACAACGCACAUCGGUACCUGGUCAUUUUUGACAACGGCAGGACAUGCUACGCCCAAUCCUGGAACGUGCGGUUGGUCUGCGAACAGUCGGAGCACGUCUGGGAGGACAUGGAUCCGCAUGUGCAGGAGUUCGUGCGCGAUUACAUGAACGACUACAAACUGUACCGCCCGAUGGUGCAGGUGCGGAAGGACCAGCGGCUGAUGACGGAACGGGGUGGAAAGUGGCGCCGGACGGUCGUGCUCGAGGUCGAUUGCAGCUUGGUAAAGCUUUUGUACACCGAGUUGAACAAAGUGGAAUGGAUGUUCCGUGGCUCGAAACGGCUCGGACCAAUGUACAAAGGGCGAAAGAGAGACUGGCAGCAAAUUUCGAAGUUCCAAAAACGUAACAUUCCCUCCAUCGAGUAUAUUACCAUCGAUGAUGAUGAUGAAGAUGAGGAUGCCGGUGAUGAUGCCAUGGAGAAUGCCGCAAAUAAUGUCCAAAACACGGGAGCGGAAAGCGAUGUUGGUAAAUCACCUACCGUUGUUCCAACAUCGCCCGUUGCCUCACCAGCGAAAGGUGGAGGUGUUGGAGUUGAUUCACCACCGGACAGCAAAGCUGGUCUCGCACACUUGACCAGCGUCCUUACGCCAGGGGUUUCGGGAAAGAAGGACGUACCUGGAACUGGACGAAUGCCUGCUAGAACACCGCAUAAACCGAUCAUGAUGAACAAGAACAUUAUCUAUUGUGACGAUCGACCGCAGGGGAAGACGUACAUGUACACGACGAAAAACUACCGCGGCCCGGAUAAGUACCUUCCCCACGAGUGCAAUCCAAAAUGUUUGUUCCCGCUAACGUUCGACCUAAAGACGUACAAUCUGCUCGCGCGGCCCCUCAUCUGCGGCUGGGAACGGCAAAUUUGCAAAGCACCCGGCAAGCGGUCGAAAGCGGUCGUGUACCGUGCCCCGUGUGGUCGCCGGUUGCGCUACAUCUACGAGCUGCAUUCCUACCUUCGCAUGACGAAGUCGGACUUGAACGUGGAACACUUUGACUUCGAUCCGGAGAUUCGUGCACUCGCGACGUUCAAAGCACUCAAUCCCAUUUUCGAACUGCGCGACCUGUCGUGCGGCAAAGAGCAGAUGCCGGUUUCGUGCGUGAACUGCUUCGACGACACGAAGCCCCCGCCGUGUGAAUACUCCGCCCAGCGCAUUCCGACGGAGGGGGUAUUUUUGAACCUGGACGAAGGCUUCCUCUCCUGUUGCGACUGCGAGGACGACUGCUUCGACAAGAAUCGCUGCCAGUGCUGGCAGCUGACGGUCCAGGGCGCCCUGGCCAACAACGUGACCACGGACGUGGAAAACAUCGGUUACGUCUACAAGCGCCUGGAUGAUGUGCUGCGGAGCGGCAUCUUCGAGUGCAAUUCGCGCUGCAGGUGCAAGGUGAACGAGUGUCUGAACCGGGUCGUGCAGCAUCCACUGCAGACGAAGCUGCAGGUGUUCAAGACGAGCGACCGGGGCUGGGGCAUUCGCAGCCUGAACGACAUCCCGAACGGGAGCUUCGUCUGCAUCUACGCCGGCUUGCUGCUGACGGAGGAGGCCAGCAACUUGAUUUGCAAACAGGACCCAACGGGCGAUGAGUACUUUGCCGAGCUGGACUACAUCGAAACGGUCGAGCACGAAAAGGAGGGCUACGAGAGUGACGCGCUCGAAACGUCCGAUUCCGAUUCGGAGACCGAAUCCGAACCGGAGACGUUCUUCAACACCAAAACCAAGAGCAGACCAUCGCCCAGGGCCGUCAACACGCGUUCCACGUCGAAAAAGAAUAAAUCGGGCCACGUUAAGGACAACAAAAAGUCAGGAGCAGGUCGGGAAGCUAAAUCACCCGUCUCUUCUAAGCCCAAACGACUUCGUCAACUUUACGGUAAACACGAACAAAUUUAUGUUAUGGACGCUAAAAAAACUGGGAAUUUGGGACGCUACUUUAAUGUAAGUAUACGCGACAUUUCCAACAUUCGGAGUAGUUUGGCUUACUAUCACUAUUUUCUUAACUUUGUUUUUGUGUGUGUUUUUUUCUCUAACGCCAGCACUCCUGUGUGCCAAAUCUGGUGGUGCAGAACGUGUUUGUCGAUACGCACGAUCCCCGCUUUCCUUGGGUGGCUUUCUUCGCCAAAGCCAAUAUUAAGGCGGGCGAGGAGCUCACUUGGAAUUAUGCCUACGACGUGGGUUCCGUGCCGGGUAAGGUUCUGUUUUGCAAUUGCGGUGCACGGGAGUGUCGCAAACGGAUACUGUAGGCUACUACGUGGAUAUAAUUUUGAAAAAUAAACGUAUGAACUCAA
This is a messenger RNA of Anopheles coustani, 3586 nucleotides long. It is a transcript of the gene egg, whose product is annotated as histone-lysine N-methyltransferase eggless. Bases 54 to 3572 code for a protein of 1172 amino acids. Lineage: Eukaryota; Metazoa; Arthropoda; Insecta; Diptera; Culicidae. Gene Ontology annotation, cellular component: nucleus. The record is from RefSeq and is a predicted model, not a curated record. The transcript has 7 exons. Gene Ontology annotation, biological process: negative regulation of gene expression; heterochromatin organization. Gene Ontology annotation, molecular function: histone H3K9 methyltransferase activity; zinc ion binding; DNA binding.